Pogonomyrmex barbatus (red harvester ant) is the source of this 1166-nucleotide messenger RNA. RefSeq names its product peptidyl-prolyl cis-trans isomerase H. Gene Ontology annotation, cellular component: cytoplasm; intracellular membrane-bounded organelle. NCBI's taxonomy places the organism in Eukaryota, Metazoa, Arthropoda, Insecta, Hymenoptera, Formicidae. The record is from RefSeq and is a predicted model, not a curated record. Gene Ontology annotation, biological process: protein peptidyl-prolyl isomerization; protein folding. Gene Ontology annotation, molecular function: peptidyl-prolyl cis-trans isomerase activity; cyclosporin A binding.
CGCUCGAGUUGAGCACCCCUGUGACACAUGUUUCGCACAUUUCGUACCGUACAUUGAGCAGUGACACGUCUGUUUACCUCCUUUAUCUUAUUAAUUGUUUUAUCAUAACGCUAGUCAUUGUGUUACGCGGCGAGUAAUUGAAUUGAUCAUUGAGAAAAACACCGCGUCGUGGGAGGCGGUAAUUAACCUCUUCUUGUCAUUUUGUAUUGCCGCUCUCGCAAUACUCGAGAAUCGCUGAAAAUCGUCUUUACAUGGAAAAUUUGCAAAAUUACAAAUUUGCAACAUCACGUUUCCUGCUAACGAAGUUUAUUUGUAAACCAACAUUACGUUGAAACUCCAGUUGCAGAUCAUUCUGCAUAUAUUAUACGCUAAUCCAUUCCGGAAGAAACCUAACCUAUAAGCAUAUUAUAUUCUUCAAUGAGGUUGUGAGCGUUUACGUUGAUGCUGUACAGAUUGAGAAGAAUAUUUCUCCUGACGCAUCUGUCUAUAAUUUUUUGAGGAUUCUGUAAUAAAUUUUUACAAUAAACACCGCCGUGAGCAAACAUGCCUACUUGGAAUCAGAUUCAGGCGCAGUUACGGAACCCUAAUAAUCCGGUCGUGUUUUUCGACGUAUCGGUAGGCACCACAGAAAUAGGUCGCAUGAUCUUCGAGCUGUUCGAGGAUGUUUGUCCGAAGACAUCGGAAAACUUCCGACAGUUUUGCACUGGAGAAUACAGGAAGGAUGGCGUUCCAUUGGGAUUCAAAGGUGCUAUCUUCCACAGAGUGAUCAAGGAUUUCAUGAUACAAGGAGGCGAUUUCGUUAAUGGUGACGGCACUGGGGUGCUGAGUAUUUAUAGUGGUGGAACGUUCCCAGAUGAGAACUUUACGUUGAAACAUGACUCUCCUGGUCUAUUGUCCAUGGCGAACAGUGGCAAAGACACCAAUGGAUGUCAGUUCUUUAUUACAUGCGCAAAGUGUAAUUUUUUGGACGGCAAACAUGUUGUCUUUGGUAGAGUUAUCGAUGGUCUCCUUGUCAUGAGGAAAGUGGAAAAUGUUCCUACUGGACCGAACAAUAAGCCAAAGAUCCCUGUGACAAUAUCUCAAUGUGGACAGAUGUAACAACAAUAAUGUUUAUUUAAAUCUAUGAAGUGAUGAUUAUAUAAGAUUAUGAUAUGUAUCUACAUCUA